CCUGGUAACAGAUGCUCCAAGCUGUGACAGACUCUUGCAUAGACAGUAUACGUAGUGUGCACAGGGCCUGGCUCCAGGGCUUCCCUUGUGCUCCCAUGCAAAGAGUAGCCCCGGGGGAGCUGACGCCAGCUGAGACUGAAAAACAAGUUGCAUAAUGGCGGAGGAGAGCCUGGAGACAGAUGGCCCCAGAUCCUCCAUGCCGGCUGAGCUCCACCAUCCCCACUCUGAGUACUCUAAGUGGAAGUUUAAACUGUUCCGGGUAAAGUCCAUGGAAAAGGCCCCUUUGCCCAGUGAAGCACAGCCUGAGAAAGGAGCCUUGUUAGGGAUCUCACAUCAUGCAGCCCCAAAUAUAGAGUUAGAUAAUGCUGUGAGUCCAGGGAGUGUUAUGAAAUUGUGCCUCGGGGGAAAAAGCAAGGAAAAUGUGGAGGGCCCUGGCUGGAGGGUAGAUAUGAAGCUACAGGAGAUGGACACCCACAUGGACAACCUCAGGUGCUUGUGCCGUCUCUGUGGCAUGGCCCUGAGAAAAGUCAAAGGACCAGUGCACGAUGUUGGCGGGGAUCUGGAUGAGAUCAGCAAAGGUGCCCUGCGCAAAAUGGGCUGCAAGUUUACAAGCUGGCCAGAGGUCAUCCUCAAAGUCUUCAAAGUGGACGUGACAGAGGACAUAGAGUCUGUCCAACCUCUUCUCUUCUGCCAUCGUUGUUGGGUGGUUGCCAUGCGCGGAGGCGGCUUCUGCAGCUUCUCCAGAACGAGAGUCCCGGACUGGAAACCCCACUCUUCCCCCUGCCAUCUUUGCUCACCCAGGAAACCUUUGUUCCAGCGGACUGGAAGGAAGAGGCGAAAAGCCAUUCCCAAAGCCCAGAGCCUGGCAAAAAGGACAAGGUGGGACCACAGCAACAUCAUUGCCGUGGGUGAGAGGAGGGCUCUGAGACCAUUUGGAGACCAUCAUCAUGCUCCUGUGCCCCAGGCAUGUAGGAAAACCAGCAUCCAGAGAGAGCAAUGGGUGAGGAACAUCACCCACUGCCAGAAGGACCAUGUGAGUACCAAGCUGAUCUCUGAAAAGCUUCCCGUGGACUUCCUCUUUUCUUUCACCUGCCUGGUGUGUGACCACCUGCUCUCUGAUCCAGUCCAGUCCCCCUGUGGGCACCUCUUCUGUCGCAGCUGUAUUCUAAAAUAUAACCACGUUCUGGGACCUCACUGCCCGGCCUGCAACUUGUCCUGCGCCCCUGAUGAACUGAGCCCACCCACCAGAGCCUUCUUAUCGGCCCUACAUUCCCUGCCUCUGCUCUGCCCUGGGAGUGGCUGUGGCAAGCAAGUAAGGCUAGACUCAUUCAAAGCUCAUUGUCUGGGCCAUGAGCUGGAUGGACAGGACACAAAGCAGCAGUCAUCACAAAUCGACAACUCCCUACAAGCCAAUAAAGGGGGAAGACCCCGUCAGCACCUACUGUCGCUUACCCGUCGAGCCCAGAAGCAUCGGCUGAGGGAUAUGAAGAACCAGGUGAGGGCGUUUGCAGACAAAGAGGAAGGUGGCGACCUGAAGUCUGUGUGUCAGGCUCUGUUUCUGCUCGCACUGAGGUCUGCGAAUGAACACCGGCAAGCAGAUGAGCUAGAGGCACUGAUGCAAGGCAGAGGCUUUGGGUUGCAUCCUGCUGUGUGCCUGGCCAUUCGGGUCAACACUUUUCUGAGCUGCAGCCAGUAUCACAAGAUGUACCGGACUGUCAAAGCCACCAGUGGCCGCCAGAUCUUUCAGCCCUUGCACACCCUGCGAGCUGCAGAGAAGGAGCUUCUCCCUGGCUUUCACGACUUUGAAUGGCAGCCCGCUCUCAAGAAUGUGUCUACAUCUUGCAAUGUUGGCAUUAUUAAUGGAGUCUCUGGAUGGGCUUCCUCGGUGGAUGACUUCCCAGCUGACACCAUCACUCGGCGGUUUCGUUAUGAUGUGGCACUGGUGUCCGCAUUAAAGGAUCUGGAGGAGGACAUCAUGGAAGGGCUGAGAGAGAGUGGGAUGGAAGACUGUGCUUGCACCUCAGGCUUCAGUGUCAUGAUCAAGGAAUCCUGUGAUGGCAUGGGCGAUGUCAGCGAGAAGCACGGUGGAGGACCAGCUGUUCCUGAGAAGGCUGUACGUUUUUCUAUCACUAUUAUGUCUGUCUCUGUCAUGGCAGAUGAGGAGGAGAAAGAGGUUACCAUCUUCACUGAGCCAAAACCAAACUCAGAACUGUCCUGUAAGCCCCUUUGCCUGAUGUUUGUGGAUGAGUCAGACCAUGAGACGCUGACAGCUGUCCUGGGGCCUAUAGUUGCAGAGCGUAAUGCAAUGAAAGAGAGCAGGCUCAUCAUAUCCAUGGGUGGACUACCUCGCUCCUUUCGCUUUCACUUCAGAGGCACGGGAUAUGAUGAGAAGAUGGUGCGUGAGAUGGAGGGCCUCGAGGCCUCAGGAUCUUCCUAUGUGUGCACUCUUUGUGACUCAACUCGGGCAGAGGCCUCUGAAAACAUGGUGCUACAUUCCGUCACCCGCAGUCAUGAAGAGAACCUAGAUCGGUACGAAAUCUGGAGAACCAACCCUUUUUCUGAGUCUGUGGAUGAGCUGCGAGACAGAGUCAAGGGGGUCUCUGCCAAGCCCUUCAUGGAGACCCAUUCCACACUGGACGCAUUGCACUGUGACAUUGGCAAUGCCACUGAGUUCUACAAAAUCUUCCAGGAUGAGAUCGGAGAGGUGUACAAAAAGGUCAACCCCAGUCGGGAGGAACGGCGCAGCUGGAGGGCAGCCCUGGAUAAACAGCUGAGGAAGAAGUUGAAGCUGAGACCGGUGAUGAGGAUGAAUGGCAACUAUGCCCGGCGGCUAAUGACCCAAGAGGCUGUGGAGGUGGUGUGUGAGCUGGUGCCCUCGGAGGAGAGGAGGGAGGCCCUGAGGGAGCUUAUAAGGCUCUACCUCCAGAUGAAGCCUGUGUGGCGCUCCUCCUGCCCUGCCAAGGAGUGCCCCGACCAGCUGUGCCGCUACAGCUUUAACUCCCAGCGCUUUGCUGACAUUCUCUCCACUACAUUUAAAUAUAGGUAUGAUGGAAAGAUAACCAAUUACUUGCACAAGACCCUGGCCCAUGUGCCUGAAAUCAUAGAGAGAGAUGGAUCCAUAGGAGCUUGGGCCAGCGAAGGGAACGAGUCGGCCAACAAACUGUUCAGGCGUUUCCGGAAGAUGAACGCACGUCAGUCAAAGGCCUUUGAGCUAGAGGAUGUGUUGAAACAUCACUGGCUCUACACAUCCAAGCUCUUGCAGAAGUUUAUGGAAGCUCACAAGGACUCUGCCAAAGCUCUGCAAGCUACCAUUGACCCAGUCCAGAGCCAGGAUUAUGAGGACAUGUCUCUGGAAAUGAAUGACUUUUGAUUUUGAUUCUACAGCAAUGUGAACCUCGAGUAACAUUGCAUAGCUUUCA
Etheostoma cragini (Arkansas darter) is the source of this 3419-nucleotide messenger RNA. It is a transcript of the gene rag1, whose product is annotated as recombination activating 1. The record is from RefSeq and is a predicted model, not a curated record. Lineage: Eukaryota; Metazoa; Chordata; Actinopteri; Perciformes; Percidae. Gene Ontology annotation, cellular component: endodeoxyribonuclease complex; nucleus; DNA recombinase complex. Gene Ontology annotation, molecular function: metal ion binding; ubiquitin protein ligase activity; sequence-specific DNA binding. The transcript has 4 exons. Gene Ontology annotation, biological process: adaptive immune response; pre-B cell allelic exclusion; V(D)J recombination. Bases 155 to 3370 code for a protein of 1071 amino acids.